AAAAGGUCUUUCCAAAAUUUUACCGAACACUUGAAGUGCAUAAUUACAAAGGAAGAUAUGGACCCCUCGCCUGCCUUGCCUGCCUUAAAAGCUCCUUCUCGUGUUCCCACUUCCCACCCAGAACAGAAGAGGGCCACCACCCUUCAGUUUAGUAGAGUUUAGUGCUCCUCACCUUCUGCAACUUUCUUUUUAAGUCUGUCUCUCUCUAGCUCUCUUAUGUUAUUGCACACGCUCGUAUUCCUUUCCAAUCGAUAUACAAAAGGGUCAUCAAUCGCUACAACCAUCAAAUCUGCCAAAACAAUCAGAUGGGUCGUCUAGAACCACUCUCUGAAGAACCAAUCAAUGAAGACGACACAAAGAGCAGCUCAAGGAAAGGUCAGGCAUGGCGAAAUUGGCUCAAGAACCCUUUCCCACUCCUCUUCAACAAGAAGUCCGAUCUCAAGAUCCUUUUGAGUGUUCUGGGUUGCCCUCUCUCCCCUGUCUCUGUUCCCCCAACACAAUCCAUCAAAGACGUGGAAUCGUCGGCACAAUAUAUAAUCCAGCACUUCACUGCGGCGACUGGUUGUAGGAAAAUAGAGGGGACAGUGAAGAGCAUCUAUAUAGUAGGGAAAGUGAAGAUGGCGAUGGUAGAGGAGCUUGCAUCUCCCUCACAUGUCGCUGCAACUCCAGCUACUGGAGUUUCACAGAGGGGAUGCUUCGUGGUCUGGCAAAUGUUUCCAGAUAAGUGGCUGGUAGAGCUGGUCGUUGGUGGCCACAAAGUCGUCGCCGGCAGUGACGGCAAUGUGGCCUGGAGACACACUCCUUGGCUCGGCGCUCACACUGCCAAAGGCGGCGUUCGCCCUCUCCGCCGUGCACUUCAGGGACUUGAUCCUUUAACAAUGGCAGCUUUGUUCUCUACUGCCCAGUACAUGGGGGAGAAGCCAAUGGCUGGAGAAGAUUGUUUCAUGUUGAAAUUGGCUGCUGAUGAUGUUGCCUUGGCUGAGAGGAGUGAUAGCACAGCAGAGAUCAUCAAACAUGUUAUCUUUGGUUACUUCAGCCAAAGAAGUGGUUUGCUUGUGUAUCUAGAGGACUCUUACUUGACAAGGAUUCAGUCACCAGGUUCACAACCUACUUAUUGGGAGACCACAAUGGGAUCAAGAAUGGAAGAUUAUAGAGCUGUGGAUGGUGUGAUGAUAGCUCACUCAGGUCACUCCACUGUAAGCUUAGUAAGGUUUGGAAACAAUGUGAAGGGUCCUAUAAUUACAAGGCUAGAAGAGACAUGGACAAUCGACGAUGUCGUCUUUAAUGUACAUGGUCUCUCCAUGGAUUGUUUCAUCCCACCGGAAGAAGUCCGGCAAGGCUAUCCAAAGGAGAAGCUUGAUUGGAAAUCGCCAUUACAUCGGUGUUGACAAGCAUCAUCUGCUCACAUUCCUACAACUCCAAUCUGAUAUUAAGAGUUUCAGAAACAAAGAAACCAAUUGGAAGAGGAUUAACCCUCCAAUUAAUUCUGUGUAAAUAUUCAAUAAGUGAUCAUACAAUCUUUGUUUUCAUCUUCCUUCCUGUGAAUCUCUGUAGUGCUCUUAUGUAUAUGUCCUUUUGACUCUUUUGAAGUCUCAA
Messenger RNA from Telopea speciosissima, 1596 nucleotides. RefSeq lists its product as uncharacterized. NCBI's taxonomy places the organism in Eukaryota, Viridiplantae, Streptophyta, Magnoliopsida, Proteales, Proteaceae. The record is from RefSeq and is a predicted model, not a curated record. The transcript has 3 exons. The coding region runs from base 306 to 1388 and encodes 360 amino acids.